Messenger RNA from Neocloeon triangulifer, 868 nucleotides. Its product is annotated as probable maleylacetoacetate isomerase 2. The transcript has 6 exons. Gene Ontology annotation, molecular function: glutathione transferase activity; maleylacetoacetate isomerase activity. Gene Ontology annotation, biological process: glutathione metabolic process; L-phenylalanine catabolic process. Bases 65 to 733 code for a protein of 222 amino acids. Gene Ontology annotation, cellular component: mitochondrion; cytoplasm. Lineage: Eukaryota; Metazoa; Arthropoda; Insecta; Ephemeroptera; Baetidae. The record is from RefSeq and is a predicted model, not a curated record.
CUCAAAGCUGCAUUGAUUGAUUUUAAGAAUUGGUAGCUCCAUCGAAAAACAAUUUUAUUUUCUUAUGUCUGUGCCAAAUCAAUCGAUCAAGCCGCUUCUCUACUCGAACUGGAAGAGUUCGUCCUCAUGGAGAGUUCGUAUUGCACUCAAUUUCAAGAACAUUGACCAUGAUUUGAAAACUCUAAAAUUAGCUGCUGUUGGUGGAGAACAGCAGUCGUCUGAAUUCCUAGAGAUAAAUCCAAUGGGACGGGUCCCGGCCCUAAUUGUCAACGGCACCGCCUUAAUUGAAUCUGUUGCAAUUUUGGAGUUUUUGGAAGAAAUGUUUCCUGAACCCUCUUUACUUCCAAAAGAUCAAGUUUCUCGGGCCAAAGUGCGAUCCAUUUGUCAAUUAAUUGUGUCCGGCAUCCAACCAUUGCAAAAUAAGAGCUCCGUGUUGAGUGCAAUUGGAAAUGAACACAAGCAGGAAUGGGCGGUCCAUUGGAUUAAAAAAGGUUUUGAGGCAAUUGAAAAGCUCCUCGAGAAUACUUCUGGCAGGUAUUGUGUUGGAGAUAAAAUUUCUCUUGCUGACUGUUGCCUCGUCCCACAAGUUUUCAAUGCAAAAGAAUUUGGCGUAAGCAUGCAGCGUUUUCCUAAAAUAAUGAAACUUUCUGGAGAGCUAGAAAGAAUUUCUGCUUUUCAAGAAGCUCACCCAUUCAAUCAGCAUGAUUGCCCUGACAAACUGAAGAAAAUCUGAGCAAAAGCAAUCUGGACAGCAUCCCAGUAGAGCAAGUUGCAUAGCCUCUCAUUUUUUGGUUAGGGCCAUCUGCAGAUGAUUUUGCAAACUUAAUCGAAGUUGAGCACCGAAAUUUGACCUUCGCUCCAUUGGAGG